Messenger RNA from Carcharodon carcharias (great white shark), 4091 nucleotides. RefSeq names its product ankyrin repeat and death domain containing 1A (gene ankdd1a). Gene Ontology annotation, biological process: signal transduction. Bases 87 to 1619 code for a protein of 510 amino acids. The transcript is spliced from 16 exons. The record is from RefSeq and is a predicted model, not a curated record. Gene Ontology annotation, molecular function: protein binding. Lineage: Eukaryota; Metazoa; Chordata; Chondrichthyes; Lamniformes; Lamnidae.
UGUGUCAGUUCAACCCCUCGGGCCCCGCACUCGGGUUGAGGCUCCGCCCCGCGCUGGGCACGGGAGGCGGGGACACGGCGGAGAGAAUGGCGGAUGGUUUAGUGUCGGAGGGAGAGAGGCUGCUGCGGUCAGAGCAGGAUUUUCAUGAUGCAGCAAAGAGGAAUGACCUGACCAGAAUGGAGCUGCUUUUGAAAAAGGGAGUGAAUAUCAAUGUCAAAAACAAUAUAGAUCGGACAGCUCUGCAUUGGGCAACUGGUGCUGGACAUGAACAGGCCGUGAAAUUCCUUCUUGACCACGAUGCCUCAGUGGAUGAUCAAGACAGUUUUGGGAUGAACGCUCUGCUUCUGGCUGCCUGGUUUGGUCACCUUCACAUUCUUCGAACACUGGUCAAUGUUGGAGCCAAGUUGUCGUGUGAAAACAAAAAUGGCCUAAAUUUACUGCUUUGUGGUGCCCAGAGAGGCCAUGUAAAGAUUCUGGAGUUUAUUCUGGAAGACCUGGAAAAUGUGUGGCUGGACAAACCUGACAACAUGCAACGAACAGCAUUACAUCUUGCAGCAAGUUGUGGCAACCUAGAGGUGGUGGAAUUCUUAAUUGGCUCAGGCUGUGUCCAUGGCUUGAAGGACAAGGAACAGAACACUGCCCUACAUCUGAGCACGAGAAGUGGGCAUGUUGAAGUCCUGCAGCGAAUAAUAGAAACUGGAGUGGAUCUGGAUGAGAAAAAUCUGGAAGGUGAGACUGCAUUGCAUUUGGCAGCUGAAGGGGGACAUUCCGACUGUGUGAAAGUUCUGUUGAAUGGUGCCUGUGAUGUAAACGCCCAAACAAAUAAGGGCAUGAACGCUCUCCAUUACGCAGCACUACAUGGCUGGGUGAAGGUGUCAGAGCUGCUGAUUGAAGCUCAAAUAAACCUGAAUGCAGUUAACCAUCAAGGGGCCAGUCCAAUACACCUAGCAGUGCUGCGCAAUAAUGAGUCCAUUGUCAAGCUGCUAAUCGAUGCAGAAUGUGAGCUGGAUAUUGUUGAUCACAGACAGCAGACAGCACUUCACAUCGCAGCAGAGAAUGGAAGGCAGACCAUUGCUGACAUGAUCCUCAUAGCAGGUGUAAAUUUAAAGCUAGCUGAUAAGCAUGGAAAAACAUCCUUAGAGAUAGCUGCCCGUGGGAACCAUAUCAAUCUGGUUGAUAUGAUUAUCAAAGCAGACAGAUUUUAUAAAUGGGAAAAGGAUCACCCAAACAUUGAUUCAGAGUCCUGUGUUGGAAUGCAUGUGACCUUCAAACAAGACCACAGACCAGAAACCCAGCACAUCCGCUCAGUCAUAUGGAGACUAGCAACAAAACACCUAAAACCAAAUGAGUGGAAGAAACUUGCCCAUUUCUGGAAAUUUACAGAAGCACACAUUAAGGCUAUUGAGCAACAAUGGGCAGGUUCUAAAAGUUACAAGGAGCAUGGACACAGAAUGCUGCUGAAUUGGCUGCCCGGUGUGAUCACAUCAGGAGAAAACCCAAUUAAAGGGCUGUAUGAAGGCCUAGUGGGAAUGGGCAGGAGAGACCUGGCCGGUACCAGCAAGAAAAGAAAGAAUCACACAGCGCAGAAGAGGCCCUUCGGCCCAUCGAGUCUGCACUGACACAAAGUAUCCGAAGAAAAGCAAAUGCUGACUGCAGUUCUCCCAGGAAGUGUGCAGUGAUGUGAGGAACUGACUCCUGAAGAUUUGGAGUCACUGCAGAAUUUUGUUCCCGUGAACAGGAGACAGAGGGUUAAUGUAGCCCCAAGUGCUGAAUCAUCAGUAAGGAUCGGCAUUGUUCAAAGUGUUGUACAAGUGCAUCAGGUCACCUUGGUUUUACAGAUAAACUACCUGAGCUCAACAUAUAAAUUGUGUAAAGAACUAAGUCACAUCACAAGUGAUAAUCACACCUUCACAACCAGGCAAGCCAGAUAACAAUUAUAGAUCAUUAUUGUUUCUGUUAAACUGCUUAAAAUAUUAAAAUAAUAUAGAAGUCAAAGUGGCAAAAAAGGACUUGAUAUUUUAAUGUGGAUUAGUCAGCUUUGCCAGAACAUUUGAUAAUUUUAUUACUGAUAACAAAAAUGAGGCAGCACAGAAAAGGCUGAACUUUGCAUUUUUCUUCUUUCUAAACAUAAGGGUCUGUUGGCUGUGCACAGCCUCUUCUUAUCUGGAAAGAUAAUCCAAGCAAAACAUUUUGUUUCAUGGCUGCAAUGCUUUUGCAUUACUAAGAGAAUAUUGUCACUGUUGACUCUGCCCAGGUUUAUAGAUGCUCAGUGAGGACUCCACAUUUUAUUUCAAAUAUUCUUGGUACACCUGCAAUAUGUCAUGAAUUGUCACAUGCCUGUUGAGGAGCAGUUCCAGGAUUGUACAUUCAGAUAUGAGGAUGUUCCCUCACGAGACCAAGUGAUGGCUAGUGGGAGAGGAUUAGAUUAAUUCAUAUGUACUCCAAUGCAAAGAGUUUCUUAAUCAGAAACAUUAGCCCUAUUUUUCAAUACUUGUCAGUUUAGAAUUAAUCUAUUCGUCAUACUAGAAAAUAACAUUGCUGCUUGUCACAGCAUUGUUCAUAAACAUUAAGUGCCAUGAUGUCAGUAAGCUUAGAUGGUGAGUUUUUAAUAAAAAUCAAUAAUUCUCAGGCUAAACUUACUGAAUAAACUAAUAGAGUCAAAGGAAGCCAUCUCAGAAGGAACAUGUGAUUCAUAAAACCAUAGAACACUACAGCACAGAAAACAGGCCAUUCGGCCCUUCUAGUCUGUGCCGAAAUAUUAUUCCACUAAUCCCAUUGAACUGCACCUAGUCCAUAACCCUCCAGACCGCUCCCAUCCAUUCCUUGGCAGUAAUCACUUUAUAUAUUACUAUACUGACAAUGAAUUAAACAAGUUAGCAACAAAUAAUUUUAAGAUAGUGAACCUCAAUUUUGAAGAAUUAGAAUGAAUCAAUGGUUAUUUUAAAAGGCUUGACUAUAAUAACCCCCUUUUCCGUUAAGUCUUUUAACAGAAUACAUGACACUACAAUAUUGAAAACUUUUGUACCUUACAGUGAUAUAAUGUAUUGAAAGGUGUGCCAGUGAUAUCAAAAUUGCAAGCAUUUUGUCUUUUAAUAACAAUCAAAGAUUUAACCUUGGAUCAUUAAAAGAAAAAAUUAUUAAUUUACCUUUUAUAGGUAAAUAACUUUAGCUGUGUUAUUUUUUUUUAAGUCUUUACAUUUUUAAUGUAGAUUAAAUCGCUAGAAUUACUUUCACAGACUGAUCUGCGCUAUUGGAAUGUUUGUAGCUCUAGAAACAAGAGAAAAGGACAGCCAAGAGACCUUGAUACAUCAACUCAUAUCCAUGGUUAAAGCCUAGCCCAGAAAUUAAGGUUGAAUCUUGCAAUAUAAUUAAAUAAUAAUUAAUUAGUAGUUUUAUCACAAGAUUGGUCUUUAAACUUCCCUGCUUAAUACGAGGUAUGUUCCUAAGAGAUUUUAUGUUUGAUAUUAAAGUCUCCUUACAAACCUUAAGUUAAAAUGUAGACACAAGAUUGCUAUUAAAGGAUGUAUUUAAACCAGAUUAGAAGAAAGGUUGGAAACCAAAGUGAUAUAAAGCAUAUCCAAAAUUUGAUUAAAAGAACACAUUAAAUAAAUCCAUUGUUCUCUUAUCAAGAUUAAUUAUGUACAAAGGCUAAGACCAAUUAAGCUAAAUUAAAGAACCUAUCAGCCAAUCAAAAGGUGACAAGAUCCCAUUAACACGUCGGGAGGGAGGGUCUUGAACCUUCUCUAAGGGUUAAAAAUCCCAUCUCCAGAGACAUUAUUCUGACCGAAGAUAAGAUGCUAGCCAUAUUCUGACUGAAAAUACUUAUCCAAAAGCAGGAUGAAGAUGCAGGCUUUCAUGGAACCGAUCACCUAGUGAAAGUCGUAGAGCUCUUUUGGAUAAGAUGAGUAUGAGUUCUCUUGGGUGUACAUUAGUGUAGAAUGAAGACAAAGAAAGAUACUUAUGAGAAGGUUUAAUUGUAUGGAUGUAUGAUGCUUAAAUAUUUUGAUUUAACUAAUUCUGUAUAUAAUUAUUUCAAUAUUACAACUCUAUUAAUUUUUAUAUUUUUCUUUAAAUAAACUUCCUUGAACUCA